Molecule: messenger RNA, 2159 nt
Organism: Gadus macrocephalus (Pacific cod)
Lineage: Eukaryota; Metazoa; Chordata; Actinopteri; Gadiformes; Gadidae
Gene: cabp7a
Product: calcium-binding protein 7
Exons: 5
Coding region: 891-1541 (216 amino acids)
Molecular function (GO): calcium ion binding
Source: RefSeq, a predicted model, not a curated record
UGUGUCGAGAGUGAGCGGGAGAGCAAAAGAGAGAGUCACUGAUAUAGACAGAGUUGUAGGCUUAUGUGACCAGAAGAGAGAGAGACAGAGGAGGGAGAGGACACCUACACGCGUUCAGACGGCGUGGUUUGAGAGAUAAAGGAGGCUGUUACAUAUAAGAUCUAACACAAGACCUGCAGCCUCCCCAACACACAACACACCGUGCGCGUCUGCGCGGAAGGAGAACUGUUGCGCCCCCGGACUCGACACCAAUCCGCGGCCGCGGGGGAGUUUGUUCAGCGCGCCCCAAAUAUUCCAUUUAAUGACCAAGAUAACACAUUUGCUACUUCCUUGUUCAUCUAUAGCCAGCCACUCGCAUUGGAUUAUAGCCUUAGUCUAACGCCGCCGGGUCGACUAUGGACGCGGUGCGCCAAACGAGCGCACGCAUCCAACAAGUGGACGCGCGGAGAGGAACAACACGGUGGAAUUAAACCCACGUCGAAUGGCUCAUAAUGCAAGCACGUUUCACGUUGACACGGACCACGACGGAGACGGCAGGGAAAAGCGCGGUGAUCGCUUGACAUGCUGAGAUCGUGUCGGUUGAAACGACGUCCGUAACGUCGAGCUCGACUGUAGUUUGUUGAGCGGCGCGCGACUUUAAAAACGCGCAGCCGAUCAGUCGGCAGCAGGCGGACAUUCGCACGAAAAUAUCGACGAGGCGGGAAGUUCCUUCGUUUGCGAGAUCGUUUUUGCGCGUUUCUGUAGAACCUCACUUACUCCCUCCUGGCCACGUUCAACCAGUCUCUCUCUAACCAUGGACUAGUCCCUCUCUGACACGACUAAUCGGCAGCAGGGGACUGGGGAUAUUCUCUUCCAUUUCUAUAUGAAGGUAGCAGCCAAAGGUCGCCAUCAUGCCGAUGCAUCCAGUUACCUCCACUUUGAUGUAUCGGGGGAUCUGCACCAUCCCGGACAUCCUCUCCUACAGCGCUCCCGUCAACCUGCCUGAAGACGAGGUGGAAGAGAUCCGCGAGGCCUUCAAGGUGUUCGACAGGGACGGGAAUGGCUUCAUCUCCAAGCAGGAGCUGGGCAUGGCCAUGCGCUCGCUGGGCUACAUGCCCAACGAGGUGGAGCUUGAGGUCAUCAUCCAGAGGCUGGAUAUGGACGGAGACGGACAAGUUGACUUUGAAGAGUUCGUGACCCUCCUGGGACCCAAGCUGACAGCGGGAGGGCUGCCAGAUAAGUUCAACGGCACCGACUUUGAUUCGGUCUUCUGGAAGUUCCCCCAGUGUGACAUGCAGAAGCUGACCGUGGAGGAGCUGAAGAGACUGCUGUACGACACGUUCUGCGACCACCUGACCAUGAAGGACAUCGAGAACAUCAUCAUGACGGAGGAGAACCACAUUCAGAACCCCGAGGACUGCCAGGUGGACAUCGACAGCUCCAGCCCGACGGUGAAGCAGACCUGCGUUCGGAAGAGUCUGAUCUGCGCCUUCGCAAUCGCCUUCAUCAUCAGCGUCAUGCUGAUCGCAGCCAAUCAGGUGCUCCGGAGCGGCAUGAAGUAGGACUCGAGAGCUGAGGAUUAUCCUGAAACUCACUACAAAAAACUGCAACACAUGUGGAGAAUCAAAACACACAAAACAAAACCGACACGAAACUGUAGUGGUGAUGAUGCCCUCGGGUCUUCAGGAGAAGAUAUCGCUGCAGCGACUCGCUGACAACUUACAGAGCCCCUCAGAAUAUACUAUAUUAUCAUCGUCCUGUGAUACGUCCUCCAUGCGCUACCCAUUGUGGUGUUUGCGUGUGUGUUUGUGACAAAAUGUGAGUGCGUGGGUUUGGUUGUGUGUUUGGGUGCGCAUGUGUUUGUGUGUGCAUGAACGUGCCUGUGCGUAUGUAUGUGGUUGUGUGUGUGUGUGUGUGUGUGUGUGUGUGUGUGUGUGUGUGUGUGUGUGUGUGCGCUCAUUUGUGUGCGAAUAUAAUUGUGUGUGUGUGCGGCCACCCAAGUACUGUGUAAAGUAAAGUCCGGUUGUCAACUGUGGAAAGCGAUGGGCCAAGUCUCCAGCUGUGCAUGUGUCCCCUGCACCACGGUGGGGGGGGGUCCUGUCUCUGUAGAGUACAACGUGUGCAAUGUAUUACUAAACGUUCAGAUCCGGAUGACGUCAUUGAACCCAGGGAGUGGGGGG